This is a messenger RNA of Echinococcus granulosus, 2016 nucleotides long. Its product is annotated as Aryl hydrocarbon receptor nuclear translocator. Gene Ontology annotation, biological process: regulation of transcription by RNA polymerase II. Gene Ontology annotation, cellular component: nucleus; transcription regulator complex; aryl hydrocarbon receptor complex. Lineage: Eukaryota; Metazoa; Platyhelminthes; Cestoda; Cyclophyllidea; Taeniidae. The coding region runs from base 1 to 2016 and encodes 671 amino acids. The transcript has 9 exons. The record is from RefSeq and is a predicted model, not a curated record. Gene Ontology annotation, molecular function: protein dimerization activity; DNA-binding transcription factor activity, RNA polymerase II-specific; RNA polymerase II cis-regulatory region sequence-specific DNA binding.
AUGACAAACGACCAGCAUAUAUGUGAAGGCAGUAAUUGCAGCAGUUGUGCGCAGCCGGAUAAGGAUGAAAGUUUUGCCCAACUGGAAAAAGAACGGUCUGCAAGAGAGAAUCAUUGUCAAAUCGAAAGGCGACGCAGAAAUAAGAUGUCCGCCUAUAUUAAUGAGCUGUGUACAAUGGUACCAACUUGUAGCUCCGUGUCAAGAAGACCUGAUAAGUUGACGAUACUCCGAAUGGCCGUUAGUCAUCUUAAAGCCUUACGUGGUGCAACUAACAUUUCAGAUGGUUACCUUAAACCAUCCUUUUUAUCUGAUCAGGAGCUAAAACACUUGAUUUUAGAGGCUGCUGAUGGGUUUUUGUUUGUAUGUCGAUGUGAUACUGGAAAGAUUACAUACGUGUCAGACAGUGUUUCGCCUAUACUGAAUGCAACUCAGUCAGAUUGGUAUCAGCGUACUCUGUAUGACCUUUGUCAUCCCGAUGAUGCAGAAAAAAUUCGGGAACAGCUUGUCGGGGCGCAGCGUGCCUCCUCUUGUGCCGCACUGGGCCUUGAUUCGCCCCACGAUUCACUAACUAAUGGGACUAACUAUCACAAGUCUACGGACUCUUCAACCGCUUGCACAUCAUCUCGUGUUUUGGAUCUAAAGUCAGGAAUCAUAAAAAGGGAUGGAUCUAAAUCGCGUGGUGGGCUCUCUGAUGACCGCCGUGGCUUCAUCUGUCGAAUGAAAUUAGGCAACCUAUCAGCCACACAGGGUUCUUCAUCUGCGUCUACUGUUGCCCGUCAGGCCCGCCUGAGGCAUCAACAGAUUGUGCUCUCUGCUGCCGACUCUUUUGAUGGCGACGUUGGUGAUUUUGCUUCUGGCUCCCCAAAACAACGCUAUGCUUUAAUGCAUGUCACGGGGUAUGUCAAGAGCGCUCCCUCAACCGUUGAGUCGCCGAACCCAGUCAAUGCAGAUGGUUACCCGAUUCCACAUUCCUCCACAGACUUUGUUGUUUCACUGUUGGAUCGUGCCACGUCAGAAGGGGUGAAUGGGACAGGCAAUGGCGUUCAAGAGCCAAGCACGUCGUGCGAACAUUCACAUCCUCUAUACUUUGUGGCGCUUGCUCGCCUUCAGCUCACUAACCUUCCCAAUGCUGCCGAUCUAAUGCCUCACCGAACCUACCAAUUCACUGUUCGCUUGGAUGAAGACAAACUGAUCACCUUUUGUGAUCACCGCGUCGCCAAUGUUUUCACAUCUCCUCCCUGCGGUGCUGUCUCCCCUGAGCACGUCCUCGGUACAAGGUUCACCGAUCUCAUAAUUGAUCCUACCGAAUGUUCUUCAUUCUGUGAUGUCUUUGACCAAGCGUCCACUGAGACGUCUCCGCUUGAUGGGGGUGUUGGUGUCAAGUGUAGCGUCUAUGCCUUCAAAAACCCCUACAGUAAGAUUGUUGAGUAUGCCGUAUGCACCCUGACGUUGGCAGUGGGUCUCCAGGCUUCUACGACACCUCCAAAUGCUCAGCCACUUUAUUACUCAACCUUCACAUCGGCUGACUCUCAGCGGAGUCAGCAGCAGCAGGAGCGGCAGCAAACCCAGGAUCACAGCGAUAACGGGUCACUGUACUGGGGUCCUGUGCAAUGUUCACCUCUACAACAACAACAGCAGCAGCAGAGAGGCUAUGCUCCCGAAAAUGCCGUCUCCACUCCCCAUCAGUAUGAUUUCAGCGCAGCCACCAGCGCUACUAGAUGUAGUCCAAGCGUAACAGUCACUCAGCCCAAGUUUGGUACUGGUGAAAGAUAUGCAGCCAUAUUGGAUGAGAGUCAUCCCAUCAAUUCCUACACGCAGUCAGUACCUCAUCAGCCUUACCUCCAUACCAGCUCCUCAUACACUCACCCCCAACGGAACAUUCCCUUCACGGACGCGUCCGUCUACUCCCCCCCGUCAUCCUCCGAAGGUGCUACCAACAGAGCUUCUGCGAUCUCCUACCUCCCCAGACCCAGCGAUCAGCGAAAAGGCACCGGCGCAAGGGACUGGUGCCUAUAA